This is a messenger RNA of Echinococcus granulosus, 2211 nucleotides long. RefSeq names its product Dipeptidyl peptidase 3. Bases 1 to 2211 code for a protein of 736 amino acids. Gene Ontology annotation, cellular component: cytoplasm. Lineage: Eukaryota; Metazoa; Platyhelminthes; Cestoda; Cyclophyllidea; Taeniidae. Gene Ontology annotation, molecular function: dipeptidyl-peptidase activity; metalloexopeptidase activity. Gene Ontology annotation, biological process: proteolysis. The record is from RefSeq and is a predicted model, not a curated record. The transcript is spliced from 5 exons.
AUGGGGAAGGAAUACGUGCAUGUUCCUUCCGAUAUAUUUCCACUUGAUUGCAAGUCUUUUGAUCUAUUAUCGGAGGCAGAGAAGCAGUAUCUUCAUUGUCUUGAUGAAGUUGCUUGGAUUGGUGGUCUAAUCGACUUAAUUCAGUUGUCUCCUGAGGCCGCCGGAAUAUUCCUUUUGGGACAGUGGAUAUUCGAGAAACAGACGGUAGAUGGGCUCACCGCGUCAGCCAAAUCCGCUGGCGUUAGUGACGCAGAUGUUUCAGCUUUUGUAUCCUACUUUGCUGCUAUUGAUGGAAAUCUUGGGAACUAUCUCUCAUUUGGUGACACGAAGUUUAUUCCAGGUCUUUCACAGGAAGCUUUCUCAACAAUUGUAACAGCAAGUGAAGCUUAUAAUUCAUCAUUGGAGGUAAAGGAUAUUUUUGAGAGAGUUAUUGCGGCAGUAUAUUCUUUGCAUCCACGUCGUCUUCGACUCGCUUUUCCUCCUGAUGGUUUAACUACUUAUUACUCCGGAAACUGCACGCGCGAAGAUGCUGAAAUAGUGCAAAAGUACCUAAAUGCGAAAAAAAUUGAGGGUUAUAAUACUCGCGUAUUGAAGAGUUUGCGCCCAAAUCCCGAUGGAAAGCAUGAGUAUCUCAUUGCAUUUGCAUCAUCUGUCAAGAAAGAGGAAGUAAUCCAUGAAGCAUUUUUACCUAACAACGCAGUUUUUAAAGCGUAUUACGGAGACCUUCAAGAAAUCAUGAUGGUCCUAGUCGACGCCAUUGACGAUGUUAAGGCAACAGCAUUAAAUAAAAUGCAAAAGUCAAUGUGGGAAAAGUUCCAGACUUGCUUCCGCACUGGCUCAAUCGAGGCGCAUAAAGAGGGCUCAAAAUUGUGGGUGUCUGAUAAACAGCCAGCUGUGGAGACCUAUUGUGGCUUUAUAGAGAGCUACCGUGAUCCCUACGGUGUAAGGGGCGAGUUCGAGACCUUUGUAGCAGUUGUUGAUAAGGACGUCUCUACAAAGUUUCAUCAGUUGGUUUCCAGUGCAUCCAGGUUUCUUACUCUUUUACCGUGGCCUGCAACCUACGAAAAAGACAAGUUUCUGGAACCUGACUUCACUAGUCUUGAUAUAAUCGCAUUUGGGGUGUCCGGCCUUCCUGUCGGCAUAAAUAUCCCCAAUUAUGAUGACAUUCGUCAGACAAUUGGAUUCAAAAACGUUUCUCUGGGUAACGUUCUCAAAGCUCGUUUUCAGGACCCGACGGCAACAUUCAUACGUGAUAAAGACCGUGAAACUUAUAUAACUAACGUUGGGCAAUCGUUUGAAAUCCAAGUCGGCUUACACGAACUUCUUGGUCAUGGUUCUGGGAAGCUCUUUCGCCGAAACGACGAUGGCACUUUUAAUUUUCCCAGCACAGUUCGUGACAUUAUAACUGGGGGUGACAUCACUCAUUGGUACGAAUCGGGUGAGACGUGGGAUUCCAAGUUCAGCGGCAUUGCCUCCGCUUUUGAGGAGUGUCGUGCGGAGAGCGUUGCAAUUUACCUCUGUGAUGUCCCCGAAGUUCUUCAUAUCUUUGACACAGAGGGAAAGUACGACCCGUCUGAUGUGGUUUUCAUUAACUGGCUCUCCAUGGUUCGAGCUGGACUCAUGAGCCUGGAGUUUUACACUCCAGCCUCCAACGAGGGCGACUGUGGAGCCUGGCGACAGGCUCAUUGUCAGGCUAGAUUCGCCAUAUUCAAGGCAAAUAAGUCAUCUUUUAUCCCUUCCAUAGUUCUUCUCGAGUGCAACCCACCUGUGGUACAGAUCGAAUCGGUUCAAGGUGAGGACAGGAAGCCUGAUCUUCGCAUCCACCUAGAUCGAAGUCGGCUCGAAUCGGUUGCUAAAUCAGCCAUUGGAAGCUUUCUACAAAAGCUUCAGUACUACAAGAGCACUGGAAACUCGGAGGAAGGAAUUCCCUUCUUCGUAAACACCUCCACCCCGACAGUCGAGCACCUAGGAUGGCGCCAGACUGUCCUAGAGCGUAAGAAGCCGCGGCCCCUCUACGUACAGCCGGUUACCUUUGGGAAUGCCGGAAACGGCUCUGUUAUUUUGAAAAACUAUCCGGGAACUGAGGAAGGCAUCAUUCAGUCCUUUGUGGAUCGGUACUCCGAGCAUAGGCGCUUUGGUCGAAGUGCCCUGGCUGCUCUUAAGGCUGUCUGGGAGCGGGAACAACAGUACUUCACCACUAUUCCUCUUUAA